AUUCAUGUUUAUUACAAUCCUGAACAACGUCACAGACGCAGCGGAAUUAUUACCACACGGCGACUAUGUGGUUUCACACGUUGUUUUUGUGUAUUGUUAUUGUUGUACAGACAGACGGACAUCGGCCGCAGGGAUAUGUAGAUACAGCUCCAAAAUCUACGGCGAGCGAAACUCAAGCCCAAGAUGGCCCCCGAACGGUGUCAUCAUCCGGUUCUUUCCUGGGAUCCUGGAUGGAGACGCGACGUGGACGACGAUUUGAAGCAUACCGCGGUAUCAGAUACGCUGAACCGCCAGUAGAAGAGUUGAGAUUCAAGCCUCCUAAACCGAUACUUCGAUAUGACGAAGAAGUAGACGCCAGCAAAGAAGGCCCUGCAUGUCCUCUGCCAGCUACGAAGGUGACAAUCGAUGAGGAUUGUUUGAGGAUCAAUGUGUACACACCUGGUGGUAACAACACCAAGCCUCUGCCUGUGAUAUUCUUCAUUCAUGCGGGCGGGUUCUACUCUAUGACGGGUCGCAGCGACCUCGCCGGUCCUCACUACCUCCUCGACAGAGACAUCGUUCUGGUCACCAUCAACUAUCGACUUGCUACUCUUGGCUUCAUCAGUACCGGUGAUGCUUUAGCUCCUGGCAACAACGGCUUCAAAGACCAGGUGGUGGCAUUGCGUUGGGUGCAACAGAAUAUUCGUGCAUUCGGCGGAGACCCGGAUCUUGUUACUAUAACCGGGUGCAGCGCCGGUUCUAGGAGUGUAAUGCUUCACAUGAUUUCACCAAUGUCAAAAGGUCUUUUCCACCGCGCUAUAUCGAUGAGUGGGUCCGCGACAUCCAAAGCACCUAUCCCUCACCAUCAGUUUGACCUUGCACAGAAACAGGUGCGGAUCAUGAACUGCUCUCAAACAAACACCUCUGAGGAAAUCAUCGCGUGUCUGAAGACCAAAUCUUACAGAGAUUUAGGUUAUUCAUUAGCGGGAUUUUUUGAUCAAUUCAAUUCGGACCCAGUUGGCCUUUGGAGUGCUGUGGUGGAACCAGACUUUGGGCAAGAGCGUUUCCUCACGAUGGAUCCGACGGACGCGAUCCGCGAGGGUAAAAUGCACGCGGUACCCUACAUAAUCAGCCAAACAAGAAAUGAAUUCUUCUGGAAGGCUUUAAAUGUUCUUAAAAACGAAACCCUGAUUAAUACUAUGAACGAAGAGUGGGAACGGAUCGCCCCAAUUUCCUUUAUGUUACCACCGGAAAACUCUUCAGUAGCAGUAAGCAGGUUGAAGCAAGCUUACCUUGGAGGCAAGAAAUUGGUCAAAGACGACGCCAGUGCGCAGGGCCUUGGGAAACUUUAUGGAGAUGCCAUAACUGGUUUUCCAACACACAGGAUGGCCAACCUGAUGUGCCGUCAUUCCCCGCAUAAAGUGUAUGACGCAGAGUUUGACUAUAUCGGUAAUCACAGCCACUACGAGGAUCCGGAUACUAAGAAACCAAUAGGUGUGGCCCACCAUGAUGACCUGAUCUACCUGUUUACACUGAGCUACCGGUUCCCCACCAUCCAAGUGAGCGACAGCAAGGACUCACAAAUGGUUGACAAGAUGACCGCAAUCUGGUACAACUUUGCAAGAUACGGUGACCCAAACCCUCGUGACUCCGAGCUCCCUGAACUGUCCACGUUGGCCUGGCCACCGAUGACGCCGACUGAUCGCAAAUACUUGCAACUCGGAGAAAAAUUCUCGGUACGUGAGAAACUGUUCGAAGAUCGGUUCCACGUUUGGGAGGAAAUUUACCCCAUACAGUAUUAAAAUGGAGGAAAAAUAUUUUAUUGUUAUCAUAAAUACAACCCACAAUAAAAAAAUUUAGAUU
This is a messenger RNA of Galleria mellonella (greater wax moth), 1842 nucleotides long. RefSeq names its product juvenile hormone esterase-like. The record is from RefSeq and is a predicted model, not a curated record. The coding region runs from base 66 to 1781 and encodes 571 amino acids. NCBI's taxonomy places the organism in Eukaryota, Metazoa, Arthropoda, Insecta, Lepidoptera, Pyralidae. The transcript has 11 exons.